This is a messenger RNA of Zymoseptoria tritici IPO323, 1071 nucleotides long. RefSeq lists its product as uncharacterized. The coding region runs from base 1 to 1071 and encodes 356 amino acids. Lineage: Eukaryota; Fungi; Ascomycota; Dothideomycetes; Mycosphaerellales; Mycosphaerellaceae. The record is from RefSeq and is a predicted model, not a curated record. Gene Ontology annotation, biological process: pantothenate biosynthetic process. Gene Ontology annotation, cellular component: mitochondrion. The transcript has a single exon. Gene Ontology annotation, molecular function: magnesium ion binding; 3-methyl-2-oxobutanoate hydroxymethyltransferase activity.
AUGUCUCGCGCCGCGAUCAGAAGGUCAAUACCAAGAGCAACACUACAAACACCCACCUACCUCUCUCCACACACAUCCUCACUCCUCGCCUCAACAAGACCUGCCGCAGCACUGCAAUAUGCCCACGGCUCGCCCUCAACCUUUCGGCACUCCUCCCAUUCCCCUAUCGGCGCCUCCUCCACCACAUCCACCCGCAAAAAAAUCACCCUCCAAACCCUCCAAGCCAUGUACACCCGUCACGAACCCAUAACCAUGAUCACCGCCCACGACUUUCCCUCCGCACACGUCGCCGAGCACGCGGGAAUGGACAUGAUCCUAGUCGGCGACAGUCUAGCCAUGGUGGCUCUGGGACUGGACGACACGAGCAGCGUCUUGUUGGAAGAGAUGAUCCUACACUGCCGCAGCGUAUCUCGGGGAGCGAAAGCGCCGUUCAUAGUCGGCGACUUGCCAAUGGGGAGUUAUGAGGUGUCGCCGGAGCAGGCGUUGCAGUCGGCGAUACGGAUGGUGAAGGAGGGGAGGGUGCAGGGCGUGAAACUGGAGGGUGGAGUGGAAAUGGCGGAGCAGAUUCGGAAGAUUGUGGGCGCGGGGAUUCCGGUGUUGGCGCAUGUGGGACUGACGCCGCAAAAGCAGAAUUCGCUGGGCGGAUUCCGGGUGCAGGGCAAGUCGGUCGUGGGCGCGUUGAAAUUGUUGGAGGACGCGAGGGCGGUGCAGGAGGCGGGUGCGUUUGGAGUGGUGGUUGAGGCGGUGCCGGAGAAGGUGGCUACGGUUGUGACGGAACAGUUGAGGAUUCCGACGAUAGGGAUUGGUGCGGGGAAUGGAUGUUCGGGUCAGGUGUUGGUGCAGGUGGAUAUGGCUGGGUACUUUCCCCCGGGAAGAAAGAUUCCCAAGUUUGUGAAGAAGUUUGGCGAUAUGUGGGGAGAGGCCAGUCGUGCGUUGGAGGCGUACAAGUCGGAGGUCAAGGAUCGGAGUUAUCCUGCGCCGGAGCACACAUAUCCCAUGCCGAAGGAAGACCUAGCAGAGUUCGAACGGCUGGUCCGGACGAGCGAGGAGAACUCCGGAGCUCGUAGUUAG